Brassica napus (rape) is the source of this 2371-nucleotide messenger RNA. Its product is annotated as two-pore potassium channel 1. The transcript is spliced from 3 exons. Bases 1062 to 2153 code for a protein of 363 amino acids. Lineage: Eukaryota; Viridiplantae; Streptophyta; Magnoliopsida; Brassicales; Brassicaceae. Gene Ontology annotation, molecular function: potassium ion leak channel activity. The record is from RefSeq and is a predicted model, not a curated record. Gene Ontology annotation, biological process: stabilization of membrane potential; potassium ion transmembrane transport. Gene Ontology annotation, cellular component: plant-type vacuole membrane.
GUUGAAGUCUCUUUCGAUAUGAAUUUUUAUUAAACUAUGUAUUUUGAUAUGGACGGAAUAGAGUUGGCUAAGUUAUGGUACAUCACUAUUAAAUGACAAAUUAAUAAUUGAAAAUGGUUAGUUAUAUUAUUAAUUACGGAAUAGUGGAAUGACAUUGAGCAAUAUACUAUUGUCUAGAUUACACAUGACGGCAUGCAAGAGCCCAUCCAUUGAAAAGGUUUCAUAAUGACCCGGGUUUUAACCGAGCGAGGACGGCCAAUGGUUUUGAGAGAGAUUCGGUCCAAUACGAAUCCAGAUUCGAAUACAGCUGGUUACUGAAAGCAAAAUUUAACAUUCAGGUUCCUCCGGCGUCUGGUGAUCAAGGCGUACUCCGGCUAACAUAGACCGUUAUGAACAUUCGCCACUAAUCUCGAUCCACCCCGGUAAAAACGAGGAUACACCUGAUUAUUCAAAAAAAAAGUUUCAUAAUGUGCAUCUUAGAAAUAAAAAAUAUUGUUUUAUCACAUAAAUAUUUUAAUACUGAAAAUCUUAAUUAAAAACAUUUUUAUUUAUAUAUUAUAGUUGAGAAUUCCAAUAGAAGUUCUAUAAGUAUAACUUCAUUAUUGGCUUGUAACUUCUGGUUGUAAGUGAACAACCAGAACAUGAACAAACAAUGAAGAAACAAAUUCAUUGUGAAUGUUUUUUUAUACUACAAAUGUUAUUAUCAACUGCAUGCAAGCUUUUUACAAUUUAUAAUUGUGAAAAAUAAGAAGUAUUCAGAAAAUAGAGAGUUUUAUAAUUAGGAGACUGCGUUUGAAGAAAAGUUUAAGAUUAGAAGAUGAUAUAAAUUAUAAAUUAAUUAUAAAUUGUAAAACAGAGUAAGCACCGAAAAAACAGAAUAAUUAUAAAUUAAUUAAAUUGAAGAAGAAAAAGAAAAAAAAACAGAGUAAGCACCGAAGAGAAGUGGCCAACAACGAGAAAACAUCGAAUGAAGAACAAUUGCGAGAUCCGAUCAAACCGCUUAUCUCGAUUUUGAUUUCCUGAGUUCUGGUUUCCAGACAGAUCUCUGGUUCGGUUCUACAAUGUCUAACGACACAGCACGUAACCCACUCCUACCUAAGGACCAGUCAGCUCCCAUGGCACAAGACUUCAGCAUUAACUCAAGAACCUCCUCACGAAAAAGAAGACUCCGCCGCUCUAGAAGCGCUCCUCGUGGAGACUUCACGUACAACGACAACGACGUCAAACUCGACGAGCCGCAUCCACAUCCGAGCAAGAACCCAAUGUUCAGAGACCUAAACCCGAAUCUCAGACGAGUCAUCCUCCUCCUCGCUUUGUAUCUCACCGUCGGCACUCUCUGCUUCUACCUCGUCAGAAACCAAAUCUCCGGUCACAAAACCAACGGUGUCCUUGACGCCGUCUACUUCUGUAUCGUCACAAUGACGACCGUCGGAUACGGCGACCUCGUUCCCAAUAGCUCCACGUCGCGGCUCCUCGCGUGCGCCUUCGUCUUCUCGGGGAUGGUCCUCGUGGGCCAUCUCCUGAGUCGAGCUGCUGAUUAUCUAGUCGAGAAGCAGGAGACUCUCCUCGUUAGAGCUUUUCAUCUGCGUCAGAGCUUUGGUCCUACGGAGAUUCUCAAGGAGUUGCAUACCAACAAGCUGAGAUACAAAUGUUAUGUGACGUUCCUUGUCCUUGUGGUUCUCUUCUUAACCGGUACGGUUUUUCUUGUGGCGUAUGAGAAGAUGCCGGUUAUUGAGGCUUUCUAUUGCGUGUGCUCCACGGUUACUACGUUGGGGUAUGGUGAUAAGAGCUUUAACUCGGGGACUGGGAGGCUUUUCGCUGUGUUUUGGAUCUUGACGAGUACUGUGUGUUUGGCUCAGUUUUUUCUUUAUGUGGCUGAGUUGAAUGCGGAGACUAAGCAGAGGGAGUUAGUGAAGUGGGUUUUGACUAGGAGGAUUACUAAUAAUGAUCUUGAGGCUGCUGAUCUUGAUGAAGAUGGUGUUGUUGGAGCUGCAGAGUUUAUAGUCUAUAAGCUGAAAGAGAUGGGGAAGAUUGAUGAGAAAGAUAUAUCUGGGAUCAUGGAAGAGUUUGAGCAAUUGGAUUAUGAUGAAUCUGGAACUCUGACGACUUCUGACAUCACUCUAGCUCAGACUGCGUCCCAGAUCCAAAGGUAAGCUAUCAUCAUCUUUGGAAGAUGAAUCGGAAUCUUUGUUAACUUAUACCUACACACUAACACACAACACACAAAAAGCAAAGGAAGUGAACAGUUUUUUUUUUGGAAAUAUUGUUUGAUUCUGUUUUGUAAUGCCACAUUCCCUCACUCUUUGAAUGUUUUGUUUAUAUUUGGUUUGGCAUGAACACUUUGUUUAAUAAAGUUGAAUUUUGAUAUUAA